This is a messenger RNA of Hyphopichia burtonii NRRL Y-1933, 1101 nucleotides long. RefSeq names its product sterol-4-alpha-carboxylate 3-dehydrogenase (decarboxylating) (gene ERG26). Gene Ontology annotation, biological process: steroid biosynthetic process. The transcript has a single exon. NCBI's taxonomy places the organism in Eukaryota, Fungi, Ascomycota, Pichiomycetes, Serinales, Debaryomycetaceae. The record is from RefSeq and is a predicted model, not a curated record. Bases 1 to 1059 code for a protein of 352 amino acids. Gene Ontology annotation, molecular function: 3-beta-hydroxy-Delta5-steroid dehydrogenase (NAD+) activity.
AUGAGCGGUGAAGAUCCAUUAAGAUCAGUUCUUUUGAUCGGGGGUGCUGGUUUUUUGGGAUUACAUUUAAUCCAACAAUUUUAUCAUCAUAAACCAAAUACCAAGAUCCACGUAUUUGAUAUUCGUCCAUUACCAGAAAAACUUUCAAAGUAUUUUACAUUUGAUAGGGAACAAGUAGAGUUUCAUCAAGGGGAUCUUACUAAAGAGGAAGAUAUUUUGAAAGCGAUCGAAAGAUCUAAAUGUGAUGUUAUUAUUCAUUCUGCUUCACCAAUUCAUGGGAUGGGACAAGCGAUUUAUGAGAAAGUUAAUGUUGUGGGUACUAAGACUUUAAUUAAAGUUGCCAAACAAGCACAAGUGAAAGCAUUGGUGUAUACUUCAUCGGCCGGGGUUAUAUUUAACGGACAAGACGUUAUGAAUGGGAAUGAGACCUGGCCAUAUCCCGAAGUACAUAUGGAUGGAUAUAAUGAAACCAAGGCUAUUGCAGAAACUGCGGUUAUGGAAAGUAAUUCUAGUGAUUUCAAAACUGUUUGUUUAAGACCAGCAGGAAUCUUUGGGCCUGGAGAUCGACAAUUGGUUCCAGGUUUAAGGGCAGCAGCCAAAUUAGGACAAUCCAAAUUUCAAGUUGGUGAUAAUAAUAAUUUAUUUGAUUGGACUUACGUUGGAAAUGUAGCUGAUUCCCAUAUUUUGGCAGCAGAUAAGAUUUUAGAUGCCAAAACAUCUUCAGAAGUUGAAGGGCAGACUUUUUUCAUUACAAAUGAUUGUCCUACAUAUUUUUGGACCUUGGCUCGUACCGUAUGGAAAGCCGAUGGCCAUAUUGUUGACAGAAACAUUGUCUUAUCCAGGCCGGUUGCUUUAGUAGCUGGAUACUUAUCGCAAUUUUUUUCUAAUUUAUUAAAUAAAGAAGCUGGAUUAACUCCAUUUAGAGUUCGGGUUACUUGUGCAUACCGUUACCACGAUAUUACUAGGGCCAAAGAGAUAUUAGGGUACGAACCUGCGGUUGAUUUAGAAACUGGUAUUAAACAUACAUUAGAUUGGAUUUAUGAAACUCACGAAGAUUAGUUUAGUAGUAUAGCAAUAUAAAAUAAAUGAAUAAAAAUCGUG